This is a messenger RNA of Pseudophryne corroboree (corroboree frog), 911 nucleotides long. RefSeq names its product SEC11 homolog C, signal peptidase complex subunit (gene SEC11C). The record is from RefSeq and is a predicted model, not a curated record. Gene Ontology annotation, molecular function: serine-type endopeptidase activity. NCBI's taxonomy places the organism in Eukaryota, Metazoa, Chordata, Amphibia, Anura, Myobatrachidae. Gene Ontology annotation, cellular component: signal peptidase complex; membrane. The transcript has 6 exons. The coding region runs from base 129 to 662 and encodes 177 amino acids.
GUGGGUAUCCUGGCAACAAGCCCCUCCUCCCACGGCUGCCAGCCUCUGUAUUGUAGUGGUGGCAGCAGCUGGCACCUCUCCCCCGGUUCUCACCUCAUGCACCCCCAUCCCAGGCGGGCACCCUAGGCAUGGAUCUGUUCGGGGACCUACGAAGGAUGAACAAGAGGCAGUUGUACUAUCAAGUGCUGAACUUUGCCAUGAUAGUGUCGUCUGCCCUCAUGAUAUGGAAAGGUCUGAUCGUGGUCACCGGGAGCGAGAGCCCUAUUGUGGUCGUAUUAAGUGGCAGCAUGGAGCCAGCCUUUCAUCGAGGAGACCUGCUGUUCCUAACUAACUUCCACGAAGACCCCAUCCGAGCCGGAGAGAUUGUGGUGUUUAAAGUGGAAGGCCGAGAUAUCCCAAUAGUUCACAGAGUCAUCAAAGUUCACGAAAAAGAGAACGGAGAUAUUAAGUUCCUGACUAAGGGAGAUAACAAUGAAGUUGACGACCGAGGUCUCUAUAAGGAAGGACAAAACUGGCUGGAAAAGAAGGAUGUAGUGGGCAGAGCGAGAGGGUUCUUGCCGUACGUUGGGAUGGUGACUAUAGUGAUGAACGACUACCCCAAAUUUAAGUAUGCGGUUCUGGCAAUCAUGGGCGCUUUUGUACUUUUAAAACGUGAAUCCUAACCUGAGAUCACCCUGACGGGACAAAGAAGGGAACAGCUAAAUCUAAUAUAUUCCAUGGUUUCUAUUUCUGUAACAGAUCAAGCAGACCUGCUCACUCUCACUGUAUAAACACACGUCCUUAACAGAAGUCACCCGUUUCGUUAUCUAUUUAUUUUACCUGGACAGGUUUUCUUUUCAUCGAGCCAUGUCAGAUUUUAUGACGCAAUGCUUUUUCUAAAAAUGUGACCCAAUAAAAUACACAAAUAUUGA